Molecule: messenger RNA, 9920 nt
Organism: Heteronotia binoei (common prickly gecko)
Lineage: Eukaryota; Metazoa; Chordata; Lepidosauria; Squamata; Gekkonidae
Gene: ERC1
Product: ELKS/RAB6-interacting/CAST family member 1
Exons: 20
Coding region: 253-3660 (1135 amino acids)
Biological process (GO): neuromuscular synaptic transmission; regulation of synaptic plasticity; maintenance of presynaptic active zone structure
Cellular component (GO): cytoskeleton of presynaptic active zone
Molecular function (GO): structural constituent of presynaptic active zone
Source: RefSeq, a predicted model, not a curated record
AAAAGGGGCGUUUGCUUGAGGUAAGACUACUUAGCACGUUGGUGUGUAGUACGAGCGAAUCGAUCGAUCCAUCGAUCGAUGGCCGGCGUUUAAAAGGAAGGUUACGAUGGGUGGCACCAUGAAGCUUUGACUUCAGAAACAGAAGGUUGAUAUACCAUAAAUAUUGAUUGGUCUUAAGGUGACCAGCAACCAUAGUGAAGAAACCUCACAGGAGCUCUUUUCUCCUGUAAUUACCUUAUCACAAAACCAAUCAUGUAUGGAAGUGCUCGAUCAGUUGGUAAAAUUGAGCCAAGUAACCAGAGUCCUGGGCGUUCACCAAGACUGCCACGAUCGCCACGGCUGGGCCAUCGUCGAACCAACAGUACAGGAGGCAGCUCUGGAAGUAGUACUGGGGGUGGCAGUGGCAAAACGCUUUCUAUGGAAAAUAUCCAGUCCUUAAAUGCUGCUUAUGCCACUUCAGGCCCUAUGUACCUAAGUGACCAUGAGAAUGUGGGUGCAGACACACCUAAAAGCACCAUGACUCUUGGCCGAUCUGGGGGGCGUCUGCCUUAUGGUGUUAGGAUGACUGCUAUGGGUAGCAGCCCCAACAUUGCCAGCAGUGGGGUUGCCAGUGAUACUAUUGCAUUUGGAGAGCAUCACCUUCCUCCUGUGAGCAUGGCAUCCACAGUGCCUCAUUCACUGCGGCAGGCUAGGGACAAUACUAUAAUGGACCUGCAGACACAGCUCAAGGAAGUGCUGCGGGAAAACGAUAUAUUGCGCAAGGAUGUAGAGGUGAAAGAAAGCAAACUUAGUUCCUCCAUGAAUAGUAUCAAGACAUUCUGGAGUCCUGAGCUAAAGAAGGAAAGAGCCUUGAGGAAAGAUGAGGCAUCCAAGAUAACUAUUUGGAAGGAACAGUAUCGAGUUCUGCAAGAAGAAAACCAGCAUAUGCAGAUGACAAUUCAGGCUCUUCAAGAUGAGCUUAGGAUCCAGAGGGACCUGAACCAACUUUUCCAGCAGGACAGCAGUGGUAGACCUAAUGAACCUUUUGUAGCAGAACUUACAGAGGAAAACUUUCAGCGGCUUCAUGCAGAGCAUGAACGCCAGGCCAAGGAACUCUUCUUGUUACGCAAAACUUUGGAAGAAAUGGAGCUGCGCAUUGAAACUCAGAAGCAAACCCUAAAUGCUCGUGAUGAGUCCAUCAAAAAGUUACUGGAAAUGUUGCAGAGCAAGGGGCUCUCUGCAAAAGCCACAGAAGAGGAUCAUGAGAGGACCAGGCGGUUGGCAGAGGCAGAGAUGCACGUGCACCACCUGGAGACCUUACUGGAACAGAAGGAGAAGGAGAACAACUUAUUAAGAGAGGAGAUGCAUCGUCGUUUUGAAAAUGCUCCUGACUCAGCCAAGACUAAAGCUUUGCAGACAGUUAUAGAAAUGAAGGACUCUAAGAUCUCCUCCAUGGAGCGCGGACUCAGAGAUCUGGAAGAAGAGAUUCAGAUGUUGAAAUCAAAUGGAGCCCUCAGCACAGAAGAACGUGAGGAAGAAAUGAAACAAAUGGAAGUGUAUCGUAGCCAUUCCAAAUUCAUGAAAAAUAAGGUAGAGCAACUGAAGGAAGAGCUAAAUGCCAAAGAGGCUCAAGGGGAGGAGCUGAAAAAAAGAGUGGCUGGUCUUCAGACUGAGAUUGGUCAAGUGAAACAGGAGCUGUCACGCAAAGACACUGAGCUGCUGGCCUUACAGACAAAGUUGGAAACUCUCACAAACCAGUUUUCAGACAGCAAACAACAUAUUGAUGUCCUCAAAGAGUCCCUCACAGCUAAAGAGCAGAGAGCUGCCAUUCUGCAAACAGAGGUGGAUGCUCUGCGGUUACGUCUGGAAGAAAAGGAGACAAUGCUCAAUAAGAAGACAAAGCAGAUUCAGGAGAUGGCUGAAGAAAAAGGAACUCAAGCUGGAGAGAUUCAUGACCUCAAGGAUAUGCUAGAUGUGAAAGAACGCAAAGUGAAUGUUCUUCAGAAAAAGAUUGAAAAUCUUCAGGAACAGUUAAGAGACAAGGAGAAACAGAUGAGCAGUUUAAAAGAGAGAGUAAAAUCCUUGCAGGCUGAUACCACCAACACCGAUACUGCCUUGACCACAUUGGAGGAAGCCCUUGCAGAGAAGGAGCGUACUAUCGAGCGCCUGAAAGAGCAACGUGACAGAGAUGAGCGGGAAAAACAGGAGGAGAUUGACAACAAUAAAAAAGAUAUUAAGGAUCUAAAAGAGAAGGUCAGCGUGCUGCAAGGAGAUCUGUCAGAGAAAGAGGCUGCAUUGCUGGAUCUGAAGGAGCAUGCCUCGUCUUUAGCAUCAUCAGGAUUGAAGAAAGACUCUAGGUUGAAGUCACUUGAAAUUGCCUUGGAACAGAAAAAGGAAGAAUGUUUGAAACUGGAAUCUCAGCUGAAAAAGGCUCACGAAGCAACCCUGGAGGCUAGGGCCAGUCCAGAGAUGAAUGACCGAUUCCAGCAGUUAGAGAGAGAAGUGAUGCGACAUCAGGAAGAAUCCACUAAGGCUCAAGCAGAGGUGGAUCGUCUGUUGGAAAUCCUGAAGGAGAUGGAAAAUGAGAAGAACGAUAAAGAUAAGAAGAUAGCAGAAUUGGAAAGGCAAAUUAAAGAUCAGAAUAAAAAGGUAGCAAAUCUGAAGCACAAAGAACAAGUUGAGAAAAAAAAGAGCGCGCAGAUGUUGGAAGAAGCCAGGCGGCGGGAGGACAAUCUUAACGACAGUUCUCAGCAACUGCAGGACAAUCUACGUAAGAAAGAUGAUCGGAUUGAGGAACUGGAAGAAGCACUGAGAGAGAGUGUACAAAUAACAGCAGAGCGGGAAAUGGUACUGGCACAAGAAGAAUCUGCCAGGACACAUGCUGAAAAACAGCUGCUAAACGAAAGAAUGCAUGAGGUCAAUCAUUUAGGCUAUAAAUGGCUCAAGGUAGAAGAGUUGAUGAUGGCUAUGGAGAAAGUGAAACAAGAACUAGAAUCAAUGAAGGCAAAGCUCUCCUGUACUCAACAAUCUCUGGCUGAGAAGGAAACCCACUUGACCAAUCUGCGGGCUGAGAGGAGAAAACACUUGGAGGAGGUCCUAGAAAUGAAGCAAGAAGCCCUUCUAGCUGCCAUUAGUGAAAAAGAUGCCAACAUUGCUUUGCUGGAGCUCUCGUCCUCCAAGAAAAAAACGCAAGAUGAAGUGGCUGCCCUAAAACGAGAGAAAGACCGCUUGGUGCAACAGCUAAAGCAGCAGACACAAAAUCGCAUGAAAUUGAUGGCAGAUAAUUAUGAUGAUGACCACCUCAAAUCAUCAUCUCAUUCCAACCAAACUAAUCAUAAACCCUCCCCAGAUCAGGUAAUUCAGCCUCUUUUAGAUCUUGAUCAGAAUCGCAGCAAGUUGAAGUUGUAUAUUGGACAUUUGACAGCCCUGUGCCAUGACCGGGACCCCCUGAUUCUCCGUGGACUCACCCCGCCUGCAUCCUACCACCUGGAUGACGACCAUGCAGCUUGGGAAAAGGAGCUGCAGAAGAUGACAAUGGAGCAGCUUCGUGAAGAGCUGGAGAGAGGUGAGAGGGACAGUGCGGAGCUGCAAGAGUUUGCCAACGCCAUUCUACAGCAGAUAGCCGAUCACUGCCCUGACAUCCUGGAGCAAGUCGUCAAUGCCCUUGAGGAAUCAUCAUGACCAGAAUCGAUGCAUGGCCCGCCAGGAGAAGCAUGCCCAGGGGCCAAGCCCAGCCAGUCCAAGGAGUCGUGGGGAUGAAGAAAAGCAUGAGGGGAGAAACCAGGACAGGAACUUUUGGUGCACCUUUUUAUAAAAACAAAAACUGAACUGAACUGGUAUCUCAGCUCUUCCAGUCUAGAAGUUCUGAAUCAUGCCUGCAUUCAUCUUCUCACUGCCUUUUUAACUUUGGAAUAUACUGCCCAAUUACCUUUUCCUGCUGGCUUUUGGGAUGUCAGCUCAGAAAUUUGCUGGGCCCAGUAAACACAGGAGUGGCAAUAUUUUGGGUGCAGCUAGUUCUGGUGGUUCGUAAGGUGGUGGCAAUAGAGCACUUGCCUUCACUGUAUUUCCCAGUUGGAUGGGGGAAGCUGAGCAUGCUCCAGUAGUGGCCAGCACCAGUUUAGCUUGCUUGGGAUUGGCUACCUGUGUCUGCACAAAUGUUUUACCUUGAAAGGGGAAGAGAAGUUAUCAUAGAGGGAGGGAACCCCUUGUUCUCAGCAGUCGUGACAAAUAAGCAAGGAUGCAGAAUGUUAUCAUGUAAGAUCUUCAUCAUAUUGGGAGCUGUAUUUUUGUUUACCAAAUGGGCCCUGAAAUGCUGGCCGCUGUUUCCUUUAAUUGGCUUCCUUUAUCUGUCAUUUGUAGUCAUUUAUCUCCUCUGUUUAUCUUUGCAUUCGUGGGAUGCUUUCUUCAUGCUUGACUUUUUAAACAGUUUCUUGUUUUACUUCUUGAACCGUGCCUAGUAGCAGAGUACUAAAUAUGGUCACACCUAAUGCUUUACCUUCCCUAAAACACCGCAAGCUGAUUAGUAAGUCCAAAAUAGUUUCUCUAAAUGGCAUCCUGUUCACAAAGCCAAAGUAACGGCCUGGAUAGGAAUCUGAAUAUUCGUAUGUUUUGCACUAAUUGUGAACAUACUUUUAUGCCUGUGCAGUGUACUAGUUUUAUGCAUAGUGUCAUUCUGCAGGUAUUCAACAGAGCAAUUCUGGUGUCACUGUAUUCUACCUUGGAGGAACUAACUCUUUCUGUAGGUUCUCAGAGUUAAUGUUUGAGUUUUCCAGCUCAUAGAGGGAAGUUCCCACAGUGUAGUUCCCUUGACCCUGCAUUCCAGGUUGGUAAGAUAGACCCUUGAAAGCUUUUUUCCACCUUGUUUCAGAGGCUAUGCCAAGUAUAUUAAAGAAUACUUUCCACUACCUUGUAUUUUACUCUCUUCCACUUGUAUUUCCCCCACCCACCCACCAAAUCUGGCAACUCAUAUCCUAGGGCAGAGUAUAUAUAUGAAGGUAAUCUCUGAAAGUUAGCAGUCCUGUUAUAGUACUGCCAUUUUAUUGUAAAGGGAUGCAAAGGGGCCAUCCAGUGCCAGUUUGUUUCAGAGAUGUUCAACUUCUUCCCUUUUUAGCAGCUGCAUGCGGGGGUACCUUGAGGUGCUUGAGAAAGGAGGUGCAACAUAAGUAAGCUUAAGUUUGUCUUCUCCUCUGGUGUUCUAAUGAGAAAUAUACAUUGCGCCUUAUGGUUUUUGGAGAUUGGGGGUGGUAGUUUUAAAACUGACGGCAGUAAUAGCCUGUGGCCGAUGCUUUUCGUCACAGAGCAAUAAAAUGGGUGGUGGUUGGGGGGAGACCUGAUUGUUCCCAAGGUCGAAAUAGCCUUUACCGGAAGGCAUGCAGACAGUGACUGUACACACCACCGAGCCAUGCCUCAUACCAGAGCCACGCCUUUGGCCCUGUUGUUUGAAUCAGCGCAUUUUGAUAGGAGCUUCUGUUUUGAAAUCUCCCUUCCAGCUUCUUCUUUUUUGUCCCUAAUUACUCACUGUAGGAAUUUAAUGCUGCCUGUAAAACUAUCACAGCCCUUCAGGCCUAACAUCUUCCCACCACCACCACUCCCUGGCUAUCCCAUUAAGUUAUAUGGUUGGGUCUCCAGCUGCCCUUGUUCCCUGCUGUAAAACAAUCCACUCUCUCUGUGGGAGAAGCUGUGGAAUUUUCCUUAUCGGUGAUUGAAAUGACUGAUGCUUGUAAACCUCUUAUGUGAGAUGCUUCUUGAUAGCAUUUGCUUUUGUGAAGAGUAGGAAGGGGAGCCGGUCAGAGAUAGUUGCUUGUGGUUGCUGCUACAUCCCCCCAUGUGUUUAUUGCGCUGCCCAUAUAUCGCAGUUCUCCAUUCUAGUAUUUCUGGAGUCUUUAACUCAGCUGCCACCAUGUGGCUCUGCUAAUGUGGGGACACACACACACACACAACCCUGGAAUUGCUUUAGCAGACACAUGCCCUUCCUAGCACAGUGUGUGCAAGACUGACUGCAAUGAAACCUUGAUAACACCCAUUGUUUACACUCUGCUUCACUCACAGCAUGUUUUCUGGAAGGAUUUGUAGAGCAGAGCUGGUUCCCACGCUGGCCAUUUGGUUGCUGUUUGAGCCCUUUCCCCUCCAUCUCCAAAUCUGGAUUAUGUCUGUCUUGCAACUUCUCCCUAUUUCUCUCUCUCUCUCCCUCACACACACACACACAGAGAAAGAGAGAGAGUACAACUUUUCCACCUAUUUCUGUGAACUUAGUCCUGCCACCCCAAAGCUCAUUCUAAGCCUUAUCAGUAAAGAGGUUUCAGAAAGAGCAAAGCAAUAUUUUACCUUAAUAGUCGAGCAUAUUUAGAUUUAGCAGCGAUGAACCAUUGGUGGAUGAUCCUCUUGAUGCUAUUUGGGUAGUAGUGAUGCCUCACCAUAUUUCUUUAGGAACUUUGAGACCGUAAAUACAAGGUUUUGAUCAUGUCAGUGGUGCUGAACAUGGCCUCUUUCAACAUUUCCUUUAACGUAGCAUAUGAGACAGCUGACUUCCUUGGAAGUCAAGUUGACGUUGACUUCACUAUGAAAUUGUAUACUAGCAUGCUCGUGAGAAGGGAUUAUAGAUAUUUGUGGCCACCUGAUUGCCAGUACAGCAAUCGCAGAUGUUUGUUCCUUGACAACUAAGAUUCAUCACCUAUGUUCAGUAAAGAUGGCUCUGAACAAGUGUGCCACAGUUGUAUCAUUCUGAUCGCUUUGCUUCUGGGUCCAGCAUUCAAGAAUAUUCUCUUAUCCAAUAUACCUUGAUUUGUGCUUGCCACAUUAAUGGAAGUUUUAUUUGCUGAUUUGUAAUGAACUUGGCUUUAUUUAAGCAGUGUAUGUUUCCUUUUUCAGGCUGUAAUAAUGUUAAACAUCAAAAAGGUUUAUAAACUGCAGGAAUCCUCCAUAGAAGAGGAAGAUGGGACAAUUCAUCUUACUUUGUGUAUAAGAAAUCAGAUAAAUCAGAAAUCAGGUUAAAAUCUUAGUGAUCCUCAAGAAUGCAAAUUCUUAUUCCAAAAUCACCAAGGCCAGAAGGUAAUCCUGAUGUGAACACUGUAAAUCAUAGAAUUGCAAUAUGACACUAGCUAACAACAUAUAAGAAAAGAAUUAAUGUAGGCACAACUAGAUGAAAUAGGUUUCUAGUGUGUUGGGUCUGUUACAAUUAUUAUUGUGGUCAUUUUUUUGUUUUAUCACUCAGCAAUGCCAAAUGCUCUCUGGAAAUCCCAAACCUCAACAACAAUUAAAUGAAUAACAUUAUGAUGAGACACUAUAAUGUGUGCCAUCAAAUAUCAUUUAGAGAAAGGAAAAAGCCAAUCAGGUAUAGCUCCAGGAAACUUUUCAUCCCAGGGGAUUUUCUCUGUGUAUUUUGUGAGUGAGUUGUGAAUAUUUUGUCAUGGGAAUUUUAGACAUUUGUUUCCAUCCACUCUGAUUUUUAAGAGGUACUCCACUUGAGAAAAUUCUUGUUAUCUUGCGGGGGCAGGGGUGGGGAAUUACUGAAAUACCAUUUUUCUCCUGACUCAUACGCUGUUGUGCUUCUGUGCCAUUAAAUUUUUCUUCUCGAAAGGUAGAGGGGUGACUUUUUUAAAAAGAAAGAAAGAAAAAAGAAACUGGUUUCUAUUUUAAGUAUAGUUUCCCUGGCAUCACUAUAGUUUAAGUUCUUGCAGUGACUUUAACGGAGUAUCUUUCAGUCAAAGUGCAUGGGGUUUGAAGGAACCUUUUCAGAAAACCUUGCAGCAAAAGAAAUGGAAAGCAGAGUGCUCUGAAUUGAAUAACACUGCCCCAAUGAAGCUAGUGGGGUGGGGAAGUCAGGCAGUGGGUGUUUGAGGGCUGCCAGAAUUGACAAGACAGAUUCUUCUCUUGCCAAUCGCUCAGUCUUCUCAGUUCAGCAGGUGCUGUUUUUAUAAAAAAAAGAUAUUUUUUAACUUUUUUCCAUUUAAGUAAAGGAAGCCUUAUCCUUCUGAACAAAAUGGCUGUGUCUGCUGAUCUUUUUUUUAAAAAAAGAAUAAAACCGUUUCCAAACUUUUUAGUGUCAAAAGCAUAAAAGUAAGAAUAAUGACUUUUUUCCAGUAUGUGUGGCGAGUGCUGUAACCUGUCAUCAUUGGUAUUUCUCCCUUGACUUUUUCAGGGUUUUUUGUUUUUUAAAAAGAAAAUUCCUGUUUUGUUCUCUGCUUGUCGAUUAUUGUCUAUGUAGUCCUUGGGCUGGGGCAGUUACUGACAAUGUGUGUCUGUUGUUCGAUUUACUUUUUAAAAAGAUAGAAGUAGAAAUGAAAAUAAAAGUUGUGUUUAAAAAAAAUAUAAACAUUUAAUGUAUCAUCCAAAGGAAUUCAAAAUAUGAAAAGGCAAAGUUCUGGAUUCCUCCUCCCAGUUUCUGUAAGGACAUGGAUUUUAUUUUAUUUUUAUUUUAGUCUCAUGGGUACCUCUCAGUUGCCUUUGACAGACCAAGGAAGACCAAACCAGUGUGGCCUUUUAAGAAUGUUAUUAACUCUUGGCUUUUAACGCUCUGCUGAAUGGACUCCUUUUAAAAUGCAGAAAGGGGCAACAAUUGGCUACUCUUUGCUAGCCACUAGUCCUUGUGGAUAGCCCUGGGGGCUGUAAUACUGCAGUUUUGGCUUAAGAUUUGAGAUGUAUUAGAGCAUAGUUGCAUACACAGUAGCCCUAGCUGUGUCUCAUGCAAUCUGCUUAGCAUUUCUCAAUGCACCUUCAGCUCUGCCGGUGCCAGUUUACAUGUGUGGUUAUUUUGUACCCACCUGCUUUUGAAAACAUUCCUCUAGAAUUUCUUGGGUUGUUGGGCUUGUUUGUUUUUUUAAUCAAAGAGGUUUUUGUAGUUCUUUUAUAUAUUACUGUGUUAAAAUAUCUGGACUUAAAGGAAUAUGGAAAACAUAAAAUCCAUGUAUUAUAGAUACACUUCAUGUUGCUACUGGUCACAUCUAUUAACAUGAAGGUACUUAAAAAAAAAAAGGAUUAAUUUGAGGAAAUAGCUAUAAUAAUUUCAGUUUGAGGUUUCCAAUAUUCCAAUAGCGGGAUCUCUGUGACUGACAGCUAUUCCAGCUGGCAUCCCAAGUUGGAAAAAUACUAGCAUCUAAUCUUUCUCUUGGAGCAUGCUCCUUAAUGUGGGAUCUGAAUGCUGAGCUACAUUUAACUGACAUUGCUCCAUUAAUCUGUCUUCCCCAUUGACCUUUCCUCUUCAUCAGUUUGCUCAGGUCAUGAUUUAGGUGGUCAUUAAUUCACUCACCUGAGUUUUGAGAAGACCUGUUUGUGUUGAGACAGUGUCUAAAGUCCUGUGUUUCGAAUUGCCCUCUGUUCAUCAGGCUUUGGUGCUUACCCGAUGUUCCCUUUUAGGUUCUGAGGGGUGAUGAAAUAAAUAGGAUUAUAUUCCCCCCACACACAAAAAAAACCCCUCCUUUUAUAAUUCCAUAUGACAUGAUAUUCAUCCAUACUUGCCAAAACAGUAUUCUUGCUUCCCUAGGGUUCAUCUCAUGCUAAAAGUUAAAUGCCAAUUUCUGGUUUUCUAGAUUAUUCAUUAAGGCAGCGGACUGUCAUAUCGAGUGAGAAAUCAUAGGAAGUCCUCUAUUCUCCCCCACCAUCCCACUACAGACGGCAAUCUUUUAUCUACUUGGGAAAGUGGUAUGUUGCACUUUAAUGGAGGAGGAGACCGGCUUUGCAUAUGUAGUCCUGACAUACUUUGAGUUCCUUCUGGAAGCCGCAGCAGCGGGAGGGGAUAGAUGUCUGUGAUGCAAGUGCGCAAGCUGCCUUCAACUUGUACGUGUUUUAUUGAUGGAGUCAUGUUACUGACAGGAUAAUGAAUUGCAAAGAAAAUCGUGUUAUAUAUUCAAUUUUGCCUUGAUAAUAUAAACACUUUUGUUCCUUUUUUCUUCUUUUUUUAUUCACAAACUAAGUUCAUCAGGAAAUUAUAAAAUUAUUUAAAAGCA